AUGUAUAGCAUCACAGAGCAACAUAAGGCUCAGUGCUCUGACCUGGCUGUCACAUCUCUACUGCAGCCAAAUGCUGCUCUGCUCUACAGGCUCACUGCUGACGCGUGUAACUUAGCUGAAUGUGCGAGACCAAAUGAGACGACCACACAAAGCUUAGUAGAUUAUAAUUCUGGUUUACUCACAUUCCCCGCCAUACCUCUUGCUCUCCCACUCUCUUUCUCUCUCACUCUGUCUGUCCCUCCCCUGAAUCCAGGGUCAGCGCUGUCAGAAAAAGGAGAGUGUCUGUUCGCUCAACGAGUCCUGUUGCUAUUUGGCCAUGUGAGAGAGGGUGGAAGUACUGGGUUAAUACUAACUAUCAAAAAACAGAUCAACUAACUAUCCACUAACCUAUGAUUAUUUUACCAGAGAUACAGUAUUGUUUUGUUGAACUGAAUAACCUUAACGCUAACCAAACCCUAACAAUCUUAGGCUACUGUGUCAGAAGUGUGAAGAUAACUUCAGAAAGUCAAAGGGCAAUGUAGUGAAACCUCUCUCUCACUCUCUCUCACUCUCUUUCUCUUUCUCACUGUGUUUGUUUCCUCUCUCUCUCUAUCUCACUCUCACACCCCUGGAACAUCUUUCUGUCGUUCUCUUCCUUUUUUACGUGUGUCCUACUUUUAGCACGUUGCCUUUUUGAUGUACAUUUUUGUACAGCAUAAUGUAGCUCUUUGAGAUCAUGAAAAGUGCCACGUAUAAAAGUGCCGUAAAGUAUUAUGGACCACACCUGUGAACCAUGGUACGAGCCUGUGAAAGAGAAUGUCCUUAUCAGAGGACAAUAAAAUCUAUUUUAUAUUUCAUUACACAUUUGUGCUUCCAAAGACCAGAUGGGAUCCGAUCUUCUAUCAGGUCAUAAGGUAGGCCAACGGUUUCGAGGUUGGUGGCCUUAGAGGUCCAUGCUGCAGUUGUACUAGAGUAACCUCUCUCCCCUGGCCUGAGAUGUGGUUUGGCAUGGUUAAACAACGUCACCAAUGUCCCCUCGUCUUGUCCCCAUCUACCUGACUCUGUCUAUGCUGCUGGCUUUUCUAAUAUUAGCCUUUUCUCAAGUUUACAAAACCACUGAAGUCCAACAGUGCUUUCGCACACACAAAAACCAUGUCGAUUGCACUUGUUCUUUGUUUUGUGGGGAACCUCUUCUCUGACAAAUUCGAAGAGAACAAAGAUUGAGGGGGGAGUUGCCUAGAGGAAGGAUAGGAAAAGACUGAAGAAGGAUAGGCAGAAUAUGAUAAAAGAGAAAAUACAGAAAAAAAGGAGAGGAGAGAGACGUGAGGAACAUAGAAGGUAGAGAAGAAGAGGAAGACGAGAGGAGGCGAGGAAGAAAAAGAGAAAACAGGAAUAGGGUGGAGGCGAGAGGGGCAGUCUAAUCGUGCAAUAUCUACUGUCAAAAAAAAACGAGGGAGCCUCUCUCCUGUCUCUCUUCCUUCUCCUCUCUUUCUCUCUCUUCUUCUCUCUCUCGGUUUCUAGUUCUCUUCUGUCUACCUUUCCUGUUCGCAUCUCACUUCCCAACCUCUCUCUCCUCAUCCUCUCCUCGUCUCUCUCUCCUCUCUCUCUCUCUGUUUCUCUUUCUCUCUCUGUCUCUCCCUUUCUCUGUCUCCCUCUCUCACCUCCUCCCCCCACCCUCUCUCUCUCUGUCCAUCGCUGGUUUAUCCUCUCAUCCCUGAUCUCCCUUCAUCCGCUCCAAUCCUCAUCUGUCCCCACAGGAGAGAGCGUGUGAGUGAGAGUGAGAGAGAGAGAGAGAACGAGAACGAGAGAAAGAGAGAGAGAAAGAGAGAGAGAGAGACAGAGCGAGCGAGAGAGAGAGAGAGUGCAAGAGAGUGGAAUAUCAAUUUUGUGUGGGACAGGAAAACUGAAUAAAAUACUGAAAGUCUAAUAACAGAAGAGGGGUGAACAUAUGACAACAAAACAGAGGGACCCUGAAAAGUGAGAACAGGUUAACAAACCCACUGGAGAACGUCCUUAUUUGGUGAGUGGACAGCCAUACCUUUUUCUUUUACACCUCAAGUGUUGUUUUCUUUGUUUAAUAGUUUUGAUUGGAUAUGUGAAUAGAUGUGUAAGUGAAAACCCUCUGGUCACAGUAGUGCUGUAUGGAGCUCUUGGUUGAAAUAGAUUUGUACAUUUUAGUCAUUUAGCAGACACUCUUAUCCAGAGCGACUUACAGGAGCAAUUGGGGUUAAGUGCCUUGCUCAAGGGCACAUCAACAAAUGUUUUAUCUAUUCGGCUCGGUGAUUCAAAGCAGUGACCUUUCGGUUACUGGACCAAUGCUCUUAACCUUUUACUGCAGUGGGCUAAAUCAGGGUCACACAGAGUGAUUCUUGGUAGUCCUAAAAAAUCUACUUUGAAACAAAAGUAUACUCCUCACACACAUGGUUAUGGGCUUUAAGAAAAAGAAGACACCUGUACCAUGUCAGAUAUAGAGUUGAAAUGUAUGCCAUUUUUAGUUUGCAUCCCAAUAUUACACUUUAUAUACAUCACAGAAGACUGACAUAUAACAAAGCUGUUUGACAUAAAAAACAGGAUUUUAGUCAGUUUUAAAAAAAUAAUCUUUAUUAAAGAUGAAUUAUGAAUAAUAUUAAUAACAUUCCACCCAUAAGGCCAAAGAGGGCGCUUUUGGUCAUAGACUACAGGAAAGGGCUACCUGCUAGGCUACCAGCUGCCUGCUGCUGCCAGAUUAGUUUGGGGAGUGUAGAAGUACUUUUAGUUCUGGAUUGAGUGUGUCCUGAUUUUGUCAUAUAAUCAAAGUGAGUGGGUCUGGGGGAUAAGUAUCAAUUUUAAUUUGAUAGCACUAUGACGAGGGUGCCAUUUAAUGGCAACAAAUAACAAUACAUUUUCUCUAACGUUUAUCAAUACUGUAAAAUAUAUCAAUCAAUUUUUUCUCUACAACAUGGUAGGGAAUUUAAUUUAAGAAGCAUGAAAGCAUGGCAGCAUGCUCGAUUCCUUUGAGAUUACAUGGAAAAACACCAUUAACUUGAAUCGAAUAUAAUUAUUGACUGUUUUACGUUAUAUCAUAACAAGGAUUUACAUAGGAUUUAUAUAUUAUAAUGCAUGUAAUAUUGCUAUUGCACUACUACUGCGCUACUCUGCUUACAGAUAAUCUUGAAGGAUAACAUUCAUUUAAUCUUCUAAGUGGAUUUUUCCCAUUGACAGACUGCUGACACCAUGGCUGCUUUUACACAGGCAGCCCAAUUCUCAUAUUUCUUUCCAUUAAUUGGUCUUUUGACCAAUAACAUUAGAUCUUUUCACCUCAGCUCUUUUUCAGAUUAGUGGGAGAAAAAAAAUCUGAAUUGGGCUGCCUGUCUAAACGCAGUACAUUUGAAUGAUCACAUCAUUUGUUUAAGUGUUUGUUUUUUAAGAGCAUUGUACAGCAUUGUUUCCUCUGAUACAUCCAUUUUGGAAUGCAUUUGAUUCUCUGCCAGUGGUAUCACUAGUGUUGUGGGUGUCUAGUUGGCAUAGGUGCUGAAACUUGGUACUUUGUGUUAGACUCUUUCAUAGCACGGAAAUACAGUUCAAGGCGUCAUCAUUUAAAUCAAAACUAAAGUGUCUUGGUACAAAUUGGAAACAGUUCUUCAGUCCCAUUCUGAGAAAGGUCUGUUUUAGUGCUAAAUAAAGUUUUAGCCACCGGUCACCGUUAAUUAUGUAAAUCAAUUAUAUGGCUAUUACUGUAGAAUAGGUUAAUAGACACAUUUUUCAAUCUGCCUAAUAGUAUGUGAAACAAUACUAAUGGUGUGUCAAUAGUGAAAAGGUGGAACAUUUACAGCGAGAAAACAAGAUCUCAGACACAUUCCUACAAUCACUAGCUCACGUUCAAGUUCAUUGUCCAUUUCAUACAGAAAUCACCCAUCUCACCCUAUCCUAUAUUUUAACCACCCAUUCUCUCCCUUCUCCCUCCCUCUCAUCCACCACCACCAGUUUCCCCCUGCCUCUCUCAUCUCUCCAUCACACCCCUCCCUCUCUCCAUCUCUUAUCCAGAUGCAAAGAGCAGUCAGUAAUCGGAUGAGAGCAGAUUUGAUUCAAAAGGCUUCCUUUAAAAUCUCAGCCACUAGGAUUUAAACUCACUCUCUCCUGCGUCACCUCUACACACAGCCCCCUCUCUCUCUCUCUGUCUCUCUCUCUCUGUGUUAAUGUACUUCACUCUGCGACAACCUAUAGCAGCCAUUUAAUCACAUGCAACAAUGGCAGGCCAGGGUCUCAGGGACAGGAUGGCAAAAGGGCAAUAGCACAGUUGAAACACUUUCAAAAACGGUCCCGUUUUAUUGGGUUAGUACUAUUUAUAAAAGUAAUUUUCUCAGGGAACCAAAUAUAUGGCCUAAAUCAGAUGAAGGCUAGAUAAGAUGACCAUUGUGGAUACUACUCCCUUUAGGUGAGGGAGCAGGACACCUAUGAGCGCGCAAGAGAUGGAUGCAAUCGCCUUUGGGUUAAUUGUUUUAGGCAUUUCUAUAUUUAGACGUACGAUUUACAGUGUUUUCAUACAUGCAUGUAGCCUACAGUACUAGACAGAUAGGAACAGCAAGGAACAAUAGAAAGUGAAUAUCUUUCUCUCUCUGAGUCACUGCCUCCUUCUCUCUCUCCCUUUCUACUCAAACAAAUGAGAGGCAAAUGAAUUUGGUCAUGAGAUUUGACAGAGACACUUUAGACAAAUAGGGAGAGAGAGAGUGCAGCAAAGAAACACGAUCAAAGCCAGGGAUAUAGGCUAUUCUUCUCCAGGUAGUUUUCAAGGUAAGAUAGAGUAAGAUCCGAAUAAUUUAAUCUGUCACAAAUAUUAUGCAAAUAUGUUAUUAGAUGGUGUGGAUGUUACAUGAAAUGUUAUGUUAUGUGAUUAUGUUUGAAAGUAAGGGUUACCUUCUGAUUUCAUAGAAAAUAGUCUGAUGCCAUUGCCAGUCUAAAAGUUCCUAAUUUGAUAAUGUGACAGAGAUACUUUAGAUAGUUGAUCUAUACUUUUUGUCUUUACUGUAUAGUAGGCCUAACCUAGAAUUUUGGUCAUUGAAAUAACUAUUCAGUCCUCACUGAUUCAGUCAACAUUAUUAAUUGCAUCAUUAGAGCGUUGUGAUGUGAUAUCACUGGAAUCACAAAAUAGGUGCUUUCAGGGCUGACUUAAGAUUGGAAAGCUUUCAAAGUAUAUGGCACUAAAGUAUAUUGAGUUAGAAAAGGGCAGAGUAAAUACAGUGUUUGUUUACCUAGUACAGUAUAAGCUUGAAGAGAGAUAUCAAACAAGAAAAGUGUUAGUAUUAAGAUGACACACCAUACUGGUUUGAGUUUACAAUCAGGGUGGGAAAGUAUGUUCAUGUAUAUGCAGUAUGUGCCAUAUUAACUAGUUUAUAUUGUUGCACGCUUGUAUGUGUGCUUUCGUACAGGUGUGCGUGUGUGCAUAUGCAUAUCUGUGCAAGUGAGCUUGUUUGACUAUGGGUGUGGGUUUGUGAGUGUGUGUGUGUGUGUGUGUGUGUGCCUGUGUUUGUGAGGGUUUGCAAAGUAGUUGAGGGAGGUUUGAAUUGCAAAACAGUAGCUAAACAUAAAAAAAAGAGAGGGUAAACCUUGAUCUAAAAAGCUGGUAACAUGCAUAAAUAUCUAACGUGUUGCUGUACACAGGUAACAGACAUUGACAUUACAGUGAGAAGAGUGGAUAAUGAAUUGAUAAGAUACAAUUUUCUAUUUUUUCCCUCUCUUCCCCAGGAUUACAUCUGCUCACCUGAUUUCACUUCCUGUCUCCAUCGGUGACAACGCCUACCAACCGUUGCCAUGGGCGAAAUGGAGGCGCUGCGAAAGGAGGCGGAAAACCUCAAAGAUCAGAUCACUGUCAGUUAUCAAUCAAUAAUUAAGAUUAAGAUCACAUUAUUGGUCAAUUGCACACAAGGUCCAACCGAAUUUUGACGUUCACUUUUAACCCAACCCCUCCCAAAGACACACAUACAGUACACAUACAGGUUUUGGAGAGGUGCGGGGGGCUGCCACACUGGGCACCCGGGGAGCUAUUGUUGUGGGGGGUUAAGAGCUUUGCUCAAUGGCACAACGGCAGGCAAUGGCAUUUAGGAUUUGAUACCAGCAACCCUCUAUUUGCUAGCUCACUUCCCACCCAAUUUUUCCCGUCAGACCCAGGAUUCGAACUGGCAGCCCUCCGGAUGCUGUUUGGUUUCCUCUCUAACCGCUAGGCAAUAAUCAAUCACUAGUGUGAAUAUAACACCUGCCUGUGUUCUUUGGAUCUCAUAUGCUAGUACUUUAUUCAACUAUUUGCCUUUUGCUGAACAUUUUACCAUGAUCAUCAACCAUAAACUGAACAAGAAUCCUCAUCCUAUAGACCACCAAAACCCAAAUUAGAACUGGGCAAAAUAGCUUUUACCUCAGGGCAGUGAAGUCCUGGAACUUCUUGCCAGAAUGUUCAAAAAAAUUGCCAAAUAGUUGUUUUAAGAGAUUAAUUCAUAAAAUGAAUUGAACGACUAGAGUAGGUCUAAGAAGUUAUUGUAAUAUGUUAUGUUGUAUUUAAAUUAAUAUGUGGACAUGAGGUAUGUGGGUGGGGGGAGGAGGGGGGAGGGGCUGGGGGGUGUUACUAGUAAUAUGUCUAGGUAAUAGGAAUAUGGAUCUUUGUUUGUGUUUUUGUGCUUUUACUUUAGCUUCUGUUGUUUUUCAUAUUUCUAUAUGUUUUUUUUUAACAAUAAUAUAAAAUCCUAACUGUUCUGAUUCUCUGGACAGUAAGGUGUAAAGGUGUUCAUAACACCAUAGUCAUAGUCAUAUCUAUGACGACAGUUAUGACCAUACAUCCCCACCCCUGACCGCUCUGUUCGUCCAAAAGCAGAAGUGUAAACAGCAGAUUAGUAAAAUGUAAUACGUUUUCUUCUGAGACCAGGUUGCAGCAGCAGUAGCAUACCUUGAAAAUUACAAUAGUUAUGACAAUGGUUUUAGCCAUAGUUAAGUGGACCAUAGUUACAGUUGAAGUCGGAAGUUUACAUACACUUAGGUUGGAGUCAUUAAAACUUGUUUUUCAACCACGCCACACAUUUUUUGUUAACAAACUAUCGUUUUGUCAAGUCAGUUAGGACAUCUACUUUGUACAUGACACAAGUAAGUCUGGUUCAUCCUUGGGAGCAAUUUCCAAACGCCUGAAGGCAUCACGUUCAUCUGUACAAACAAUAGUACGCAAGUAUAAACACCAUUGGAUCACGCAGCCGUCAUACCGCUCAGGAAGGAGACGCGUUCUGUCUCCUAGAGAUGAAUGUACUUUGGUGCGAAAAGUGCAAAUCAAUCCCAGAACAACAGCAAAGGACCUUGUGAAGAUGCUGGAGGAAACAGGUACAAAAGUAUCUAUAUCCAUAGUAAAACGAGUCCUAUAUCGACAUAACCUGAAAGGCCGCUCAGCAAGGAAGAAGCCACUGCUCCAAAACCGCCAUAAAUAAGCCAGACUACGGUUUGCAACUGCACAUGGGGACAAAGAUCGUACUUUUUGGAGAAUGUCCUCUGGUCUGAUGAAACAAAAAUAGAACUGUUUGGCCAUAAUGAACAUCGUUAUGUUUGGAGGAAAAAGGGGGUUGCUUGCAUGCCGAAGAACACCAUCCCAACCGUGAAGCACGGAGGUGGCAGCAUCAUGCUGUGGGGGUGCUUUGCUGCAGGAGGGACUGGUGCACUUCACAAAAUAGAUGGCAUCAUGAGGAAGGAAAAUUAUGUGGAUAAAUUGAAGCAACAUCUCAAGACAUCAAGUCAGGAAGUUAAAGCUUGGUCGCAAAUGGGUCUUCCAAAUGGACAAUGACCCCAAGCAUACUUCCAAAGUUGUGGCAAAAUGGCUUAAGGACAACAAAGUCAAGGUAUUGGAGUGGCCAUCACAAAGCCCUGACCUCAAUCCUAUAGAAAAUAUGUGGGCAGAACUGAAAAAGCGUGUGCGAGCAAGGAGGCCUACAAACCUGACUCAGUUACACCAGCUCUGUCAGGAGGAAUGGGCCAAAAUGCACCCAACUUUUUGUGGGAAGCUUGUGGAAGGCUACCCGAAACGUUUGACCCAAGUUAAACAAUGCUACCAAAUACUAAUUGAGUGUAUGUAAACUUCUGACCCACUGGGAAUGUGAUGAAAGAAAUAAAAGCUGAAAUAAAUAAUUCUCUCUACUAUUAUUCUGACAUUUCACAAAGUGGUGAUCCUAACUGACCUAAAACAGGGCAUUUUUACUAGGAUUAAAUGUCAGGAAUUGUGAAAAACAGAGUUUAAAUGUAUUUGGCUAAGGUGUAUGUAAACUUCCGACUUCAACUGUAUUAUGACCAUAACUUGACCAUACACAACCAUCCCUCUACAGGAGGCCCGAAAGGUAGUGCAGGACACCACCCUGCAGGAGGCGGUUGCCGGGACGGCGCUGGUGGGGCGUGUCCAGCUGAAGACCAGGAAGACGCUGAGGGGUCACCUGGCCAAGAUCUAUGCCAUGCACUGGGGCACUGACACCAAGUAAACACACAUACACCAUACACACGAACACACAUACAAACAGGCACACAUACGUACACACAGGCACGCGUACAAACACUGGACCACUAGCUCAAAGUAGACAAUGACCCUUCACACACUUCUAGCCUGCACUCUUUUCCUGAGAAUUGCUUGUUGAGUCGUUCAAGUAUUCAUUCAAGUAUUAAUUUGUUUGUUCAAUAAUUUCUGUUAGUUCUAUCAUUAGUCAUUAUGUAAUCUAUAUUUUCAUCUGCUCAUCCAUUCAUUCAAACAGAUUGCUGUUACAAAUACUGCUAUAGUUUAAAACUGGUGUCAUGUGGUGCUCUGUGUUUAUUGGUUAAUUGGAUUGGUGUUGCAAUCCCAUAGCUGGUUUUAAUUGGAUGAAUUAGUGGAACCAGGAAACACUUGACUGACUGUCUGGCAACACUUUAAACCAACAUUAUCCCUGAAUCAGUCAAUUAUUGCUGAUACUAUAACUUGAAUGUGCACUAACCCACCUUUUACCCUUUCUUCUUUCAUUUUGUCCUCUCUCCUUCUCAUUCUCUCUCCCUAUUUUCUCAUUUCAUUUAAUCUCAUCUCUUUCUCAGUUGUAGCAAGUUAGUAACUUAUGAGCUUUUCUUGUGUUUACAAUACUUAGGGUAUCCUACAUUUGGUGGGUCUAGAGAUAGCUUUUACUAACUGAACUAGUCCUGGGCUAAGAGGUUCUGUAACAAUGCCUCUCUCUGUCCAAUACAAUACAAUCCAAUACAACUUUAUUGUCCCUCAAGGGGGAAUUAAUUUGGCAACUGUGCACACUUAACAGACAACAUAUUCACACAUACUCCUCCAUAGUGGCUAGAUAUAUAUAAAUACAUGAUACACAAUAUCAUCAUUAUCAUCACCAGCAUCAUCAUCAGCAUCAACAUCCCCAUCAUCAUUUGUGCUGGAAACACCCGUUAAUAGAAAAAAGUGGAGUAGUAUUAGUCAAUUACCAUGUCAUGGCUUUUUAGCUCAGUCAUAGUAAAGACGGAUUGCCAUUGGGACAAAAGAGUCUCUGUAUCUAUUAUCUAUCUAUCGGUCUAUUUAUCUUGAGCUGCUGCAGGUCCUUGGAUCUUUUAGUGUACUCUGUCUCUCACUUUCUCUGUCUCGCUCUGUCUGUCUCUCUCUCUGUCUCUGGUUCUGUCUCUCUGUUUCCUGUCUCUACACCUGUCUUGUUCUCUCUACCAGGUUUUGUGUCAGUGCCUCUCAAGAUGGAAAGCUCAUAGUGUGGGACACCUUGACCACCAACAAGGUAUGGCGGGCCGCGUCUGUGUUUACAGUCUGGGUCUGGGGAGUUUUAGUCAUGGGACAGUGUUUAUGCAUGAAUAUGGCAUGUAAUGACAAUAUACUGUAAUAUCAAGUGCUCCCAAGUGCUCAUAUAAGUGCUCACAUUGACACAUGCGCGUUCACACACAGGCACGUACACAUACACACACUGGUUCACGUGAGGAUUCACUGUCCUUGUCUGCUCAGGUGAACGCCAUCCCUCUGAAGUCGUCUUGGGUGAUGACGUGUGCCUACGCGCCCUCAGGGAACAUGGUGGCGUGUGGCGGUCUGGACAACAUGUGCUCUAUCUACAACCUUAAGGGCAAGGACGGCAACGUCAAGGUCAUGCGUGAGCUGGCCGCACACACAGGUACCCCACUCGACAUUUACCCCACUAUUUGCAUUCAUUAAGACAGCAUCACUGGCAACACGUUUAGCGAUGAGUCAUUUUGAUCAAACUCCAAGUAAGAACAUACAAGGUGGUAUUUAUAUAGUCUAUCCAAUACAGCAAUCUCUCAUUCCUGUGUUAUGUGGCUCUGAUGGUGUUCUCUCUUGUUGCCCAGGUUACCUGUCCUGCUGUCGUUUCCUUAGCGACAGUGAGAUCAUCACCAGCUCUGGCGACUGUACCUGGUAAGAUCAUAGAGAUGGAGUCUCUAUGAGUCUGGUGUGCAAUAAGGGGUUACAAUGACUGACCAGAGAUCAGUCCAAUCUGUUAAUGCUACCAUAUCAUUCUAAUUCUAUGGCUUAUCCUGUACCCUUCAUUGGAUACGCAUAGGCUUAUCUAUUAUCUUUCUGCAAUGGUGUCCUAAACAUUCUCCCUUCUUUCGCAACCUUCUCUUUUUUGACCAUGUCCCUGCUGUCUUCUUUGCCCCCCUCUAUAUCCAUCCUCUCCUCCUCCCUCCCUCCCUCCAAACUUUAUAGUGUUCUAUGGGACAUUGAGACAGGGACAGAGAAGACCAUCUUCGCGGGCCACUUGGGUGACUGCAUGUCCCUGGCCGUGUCCCCCGACUUCAAGAUGUUCAUCUCGGGGGCGUGUGACUUCACGGCCAAACUGUGGGACAUCAGGGAAGCCACCUGCAGACAGACGUUCAGCGGCCACGAGAGUGACAUUAAUGCCAUUGGGGUGAGGACAGAGGACCCCCAGCAUUUAUUCAUCGUUUAUUAAUAGUUUAGUAUUCUGAUAGUCAGAUGCAUUGCACCCGGCAGUUCACGUGGACAAACAAAAAACUUCCACGUUUUUACAAAUUGAAGCUUUAAAAAAAUCCAUAUCAAAACAUAGUAUAAAAAAAUUAAUUCAAUGCAACUGUUUGCUCAAACAGUUGAUUCGUUUAAUGAGGUGAACAAAAGCCUAUGCCCGCUCUGUAGCUCUCCAGAACCACAGUUAGAGAGACCACUGCUCUGACCACCUCCUCUGUCCUCUCCACUCUGCCCAGUUCUUCCCCAAUGGUAAUGCGGUUAUAACGGGCUCAGACGAUGCCACCUGUAAGCUGUACGACCUGAGGGCAGACCAGGAGCUCGUCACCUACCAGGACUCGGGCAUCAUGUGUGGGGUGACCUCCCUCGCCCCGUCCCUCUCCGGCCGCCUUCUACUGGCCGGAUACGAUGACUUCAACGUCAACAUCUGGGACAUGCUUAAAGCCGAGAGAGUGGGUGAGUACGGAGGGAGAGCGAAAGGGAGGUAAAGAGAGUGUGGGUGAGUACGGAGGGGGAGAGAGAGGAGAGAAAGAGGGUGACUAGAGGGGCUGGAGGCAGAAAGAGAGGGAGACAGUGUGGAUAAGUAGAGGGGAUGGUGAGAGGAGAAAGAAGGAGAAUGUGAGUGGGACAAAGGGAGAAAGCAAGGGAGAGAACAUGUGGAUGCAAUGUAGACAAACAUAUAUUUGCAUACAUUCUAUACUGACGUAAUUCUCUUCAUGGCUCAGGAGUGCUGGCUGGUCAUGACAACAGGGUGAGCUGCAUCGGAGUAUCCUCGGACGGAAUGGCAUGCUGCACAGGAUCCUGGGACAGCUUCCUGAAGAUAUGGAACUGAGACAGUCUUCUAGAGAACAGACAGAACGAAAGACUAAGAAAAGGAGAGGGGAUAGAGGAAAAAUAUAAACCUGGUAGAUUCAAGAGGGGGAUGGGGG
This is a messenger RNA of Coregonus sp. 'balchen', 11850 nucleotides long. The record is from the annotation of a GenBank genome assembly. Lineage: Eukaryota; Metazoa; Chordata; Actinopteri; Salmoniformes; Salmonidae.